Lathyrus sativus (Indian pea) is the source of this 498-nucleotide messenger RNA. The record is from the annotation of a GenBank genome assembly. NCBI's taxonomy places the organism in Eukaryota, Viridiplantae, Streptophyta, Magnoliopsida, Fabales, Fabaceae.
AUGGCGGAAGAACAACCGUGUCAAGCUCCUGAAGGUCAUCGUCUCUGCGCUAACAACUGCGGCAUCCUUGGUAAUCCAGCAACCAUGAACCUCUGCUCGAAAUGCUAUGGUGAUAUCCGGUUGAAGAAUCAACAAGACGCUUCCACCAAAUCCACCAUAGAAAACGCUCUCUCAUCAUCUUCCGCCGUCGCAUCCGUCGCCUCGCCGACGCUUUUGACAUCAGAGCCAGUCGUUGUUUCGACGCCGAUUUUAACAAAUAUUGUGUCAAAUUCUGUAACGACCGGUUCGAAUUCUGUUAUGGUUCAACCGAACCGGUGUUUGUUUUGUAGAAAGCGCGUGGGGUUGACCGGGUUUAAGUGUAAGUGUGGGUCGAUGUUUUGUGGAACCCACAGGUACCCGGAGAGACACGGGUGUGGGUUUGAUUUUAAGACGGUGGGGAGAGAGGAAAUAGCGCGAGCGAACCCUUUGAUAAGAGCGGAGAAGCUGCAGAGAAUUUGA